Molecule: messenger RNA, 1138 nt
Organism: Morus notabilis
Lineage: Eukaryota; Viridiplantae; Streptophyta; Magnoliopsida; Rosales; Moraceae
Product: 11-beta-hydroxysteroid dehydrogenase-like 5
Exons: 6
Coding region: 1-1080 (359 amino acids)
Molecular function (GO): oxidoreductase activity
Source: RefSeq, a predicted model, not a curated record
AUGGAUUUUGUGAACACUUUUCUGAAUUGGGUGGUGCCUCCGGCGAGCAUGGUGAUGCUAGCCUGUGCAUGGCCAGCCUUGUGCUUUAUCAGUGCUUGUGAGUGGCUUUACAGCACUUUUUACGAAGAGAAUAUGGAAGAUAAAGUGGUUAUUAUCACCGGAGCUUCUUCCGGCAUUGGGGAGCAAAUUGCGUAUGAAUACGCAAGAAGGGGUGCAAAUCUAGUACUAGUUGCAAGAAGAGAGACUAGACUUCUUGGGAUAAGUGAGAAUGCAAGACGUAUAGGCGCCAGACAUGUUAUGAUUAUAGCCGCAGAUGUUGUUAAGGAAGAUGAUUGCAGGAGAUUUCUCAAUGAGACCAUCAACUUCCAUGGCCGUGUGGAUCAUCUUGUAAACACUGUGAGUUUAGGUCAUACAUUCUACUUGGAGGAAGUGAGUGAUACGUCUGUGUUUCCCCACUUGUUGGACAUAAACUUUUGGGGAAAUGUUUAUCCAACAUUUGUGGCGCUUCCUUACCUUUACCAAAGCAAUGGCCGAGUGGUGGUUAAUGCAUCAGUUGAGAACUGGUUACCUCUGCCCAGAAUGAGCUUAUAUGCUGCAGCGAAGUCGGCUCUGAUAAACUUUUACGAGACGCUGAGAUUUGAAGUGAGAGAUGAGGUUGGAAUAACAAUAGCAACACAUGGCUGGAUUGGGGGUGAAAUAAGUGGUGGCAAAUUCAUGCUAGAGGAAGGCGCUGAAAUGCAAUGGAAGGAGGAAAGAGAGGUACAUGUGAGCGGAGGGCCGGUGGAGAAGUUUGCAAGGCUGAUAGUUUCCGGGGCAUGCCGAGGAGAACCAUAUGUGAAGUAUCCAAGCUGGUACGACAUAUUCCUAGUCUACAGAGUAUUUGCACCAAAAAUUCUGAAUUGGACAUUCCGUUUGCUUCUGUCACCCAACGGUACGAGGCGGACUUCUCUCGUGGGAACCGGAAGGCCUUAUUAUGCCGAAAGACCCUUAUUGGAGGGCUCCUCUCCGAGGAAGUUCCUCACGGGUGGUCCCAUGACGUUCCCUCAAAUGAGUCCUCCGCACCAGCUAAAACAGGAAUGAAGAAGACAUAGAAGAAGAUCAAGCGCCUAUGUUUUGUGCGAGUAGAUAGGGUGGUCAA